AUGGCCUACGAAGGCUGGUGGUGUUAUACUGAUGGCUCUUGGAAAGAUACAUAUCUUUUAACGGGAUUAGGAUGGUACUUCUUUAAAGAAGAUGCUACGGAAAGAAUAAUGGGAGCACAAAAUGUAAGACAAAGUCUUACACCUCUGCAUGCAGAAAUAGAAGCCCUCAUAUGGGCUAUGCACUGUAUGCUCGAAAACCAGAAGAUGGAAGUAGCUUUUGCAACAGACUGUUUGGAGUUGGUGAAGAUGGUGUCUACACCCAAAGAAUGGCCAGCUUUUGAUCUACAUUUGGAGGAGAUUAGGAAAAUGAAGGACAAGUUCAGUUUCUUCCUUAUAUCACAUAUCCCACGCGCAAAAAACUCGAAGGCGGACAACCUAGCAAGAAGUGCUCGUGUCUACCCUCAAGACGUCAUUUAUGUAAACUCGGUACCACCGGUUUGGAUAGCCGAACCGUUUUAG
Molecule: messenger RNA, 459 nt
Organism: Eutrema salsugineum
Lineage: Eukaryota; Viridiplantae; Streptophyta; Magnoliopsida; Brassicales; Brassicaceae
Exons: 1
Coding region: 1-459 (152 amino acids)
Molecular function (GO): RNA-DNA hybrid ribonuclease activity; nucleic acid binding
Source: RefSeq, a predicted model, not a curated record